AUGUCAACAGUUAUUGGAAUAUCUGCCGAUAGGCUAUUUGCUAUUUAUGGACCACUUGAAAUAGGUACGAUAUGUAGUAUUUUUGGGAUGGGAUUACUGGUCGUAAUAGGAUAUUUCGGCGAUGGUUCCAAGGGAAGGUGGACAACAAAAUCACUAGUAUUGGUCGUUUUAGCUGUCAAUUUCGGUCAAACUAUUUCUGAUUGUUCACGAAUCAUCAAAUUAACCACACUACAUUCAGCGGAUCUACUAUACUUCUUGAAUGUACGAACACGUCCAGAAGAAGUGGUUUCACCAAUUUUAUCAGUGAUAUUAUCAACGAUAACUCAACUUUUCCUUUUAAGGAGAUGUCUUUUGUUUGCGGGAGUCACACGAAACCCAAUAAAUAGAAAUACCGCGAUGUACAAAUUCAAGCUAUGGGGUUUGGGUGGAACCGGAUUGAUCGGUGUCCUGUUUAGUUCUGGGACUGGGUUGGGAGUUCCCAUACGGCUUUGGAAUAUUGGGACCUUAGCUCGAGCAAGUCAAGAUCAUCACUUAACGCUAAUUACUACUUUAUGGCUGGGAUCAUCUUCGGCUAUAGAUAUUUUACUUUCAGGCUACACAAUAUACGCGCUCCGAAAAGCCGAUAAAGGGAAUGAUGAACGAAAUCAAGUUAUCAGUGCUUUAGUAAGACUGACAAUCCAAGCUGGAGGAUUAGUAACUGCAUUACAAAUUGCGACUCUGAUCAUGUACCUGAGAGCAUCAUCAACAUGGGCAGACUUUCCAGCGAUAUUCAUAUCUAAGGUUUAUUCAAUGACUCUAAUAACAUCAAUAUCAAAACCACGUCAAAUUCAGACAAGGUCAGCGCAACCACCAUUACAUACACCAACUAUAUUUGGUCAUUCACCCAUGCCUAUACCUAUCGAAGAAACAUUCUGCCAUGAUAGCUCGAUAUAUGGGCAGCGGACCAAUGGAGAUGCUUGCAUGACUGUAGGUCGUAAUAGUGAGAAUGAAACGAGAGAGCAUACUCUUUGCGGUAGUCCAAAAGAGGAGAGGGAAUACAAAUGUCUUUCAAGCUUAGCUGAAAAGGACAUUGUAUAA
Kwoniella shivajii is the source of this 1077-nucleotide messenger RNA. RefSeq lists its product as uncharacterized. The coding region runs from base 1 to 1077 and encodes 358 amino acids. NCBI's taxonomy places the organism in Eukaryota, Fungi, Basidiomycota, Tremellomycetes, Tremellales, Cryptococcaceae. The record is from RefSeq and is a predicted model, not a curated record. The transcript is spliced from 11 exons.